Molecule: messenger RNA, 2885 nt
Organism: Nylanderia fulva
Lineage: Eukaryota; Metazoa; Arthropoda; Insecta; Hymenoptera; Formicidae
Source: RefSeq, a predicted model, not a curated record
GAACAAUUCUUCUUCCAAAUAGUAGUAGUACAGUAAUUAUCUCCGAAAGAGAGAGGGAGAAAGGGGGAGAAAUUCAACAAGAAAAAAGAUAUCGAUUUUACAAAUUUACACCCAAUUUCAGCCCAGUUCAGGAAAGGAACCGAAAGGAACUUAUCUCCAUGUUCAUCUUUCGCGUUCCCAUGCAAGGAAUCGUGCCCCAGUGUAUUCUGUUUUAUAAAAUUAUUACAUUUACUUCCCUUUGAUAUCGGUUAUUUAUGGCACGGCUGAGGGAACGCGAAUGAGCGCGAACGUACCUUCGGAAGUACCGCACAUAACCAAGGAAGGAUGUCACUCCUUUUAAAUCACGCAGAAUCCGCCUAUCUGAACGAUAACGAAACGGAAAAUUUAUUUCUUUUCGAUGACGAAAGCGAAGAUUAUAAUUUUAAGUAUGUACCUGCAAAUCGUUUCAAGUACAUAGUAAAAGAUGUACGCAGACAGAGAUGUAGAGAGGAAGAGGAGAAUGUAUGGGCUUCUUUCGUCAAACAGCAGGAGUUAAAUGGUUACAAUAAAAAUGGCAUUCAACCGUCUAUACAAAGUAUUAAACAGCUGUUAGAUGAAGGUAUGAAGGAAGCAGACAAAGAACUUAAAAAAUUAGAGACUGAUAUUCUGCCUGAUAGAAUAAAAAAAGAGUGCGGCAAGAGUGGAAACAAUCAAAAGAAAAGACUAAAGGUAAAUAAUAUCAGGGACUACCCGAAGAAGAUAACUCCGAUUACAAAAGACACUGGAACAGGUAGCACCAAUUUACUGCUUACGAUUCCCGAAGAGGAGAAUGCUUCUGGUUUUUAUGAGAAAAAGCAAGAGCCCGAACAUUUUAAAUCAUACGUCAGGAGAGCUCGCUCCGGAAAUGCGAUAUCGCAAAAGAAGCAAUCUUCAUCGAAGCAGCUUCACCGUACGACUAAUGAUCUCGAAUACAAUUCCAGUCCUGAAAGUAGUGCACGAUGUCGCGACGACGUCGGAGAUGGAGUUAUUCACGUACGACCGGAUCCAUUUGUCAUGCACAAAAUUCUGACGAUGCAAAGGAAGGUUUGCGAGUUGCUGGAUGAAAUUGCAUUGAGACUGGGAAACAUUCCACCGCCGGAUGGCAUCAAAGAUCUGCAGAGGCGGCAGCAAUGCGUUGCCGAAUUCGCCGUACGAUUCUCCAGAAAUUAUCUGUACGAUCUCAAUCGAUACGUUAAGGACAUCCAGAGGCAUAUGUGCGUUAUAUCGCCACGAGCGAUAAUAAGACCGAAUCACCGAAGUCUCGGACUCCACAUGCAUGCGAUCGAACACAAACUACUCGCCGCUCAUCAACUGCUGCUGCAUGCAUUAGUUGCUUAUUGCAAGCACAUUCCUAGUUCUAUUCUCAAGGGGCAUCCAGGAAAAUUUAGAGAGAUAUUACAAGUAGUUAUCGAUCUAAAGACUAUGUGCGAUAGGCUCCAUUUAAACUAUCUCGAUUCGGGGGACACUGAUAUUUUGAUGCUGGGAAAGGAUAUUGAGAAAAAGUGUAAUAUCAUUUUGUUCAAGUUGAAGCUUCACGUAGAAAACGAUCUCCUUGAUCCUAAUAAAACGUCGUCGAUGGCAUCUUUCACUCCGCAUUCGUCGAAUAAAAAACGAUUGAACCGUAAACAGUUAUCUAAUCGUUUAAGUAUGUAUAGUAUGGAAAAUGCCAAAGCUGCCAAAAUUAAUUCUAAACAUAAAACAAAUUAUUAUCAAAAGGAUAAAAAAUCGAAUGCAAUAGAUACAAAUGUGAAAAGAAUUUCCAACGAGCCAAUAUCCAAUCAGUCAUAUAUCAGUCCUGUAACAUCAUCUAAGGAUGUAAAUCAAAUUAGCGUUAGAAAGAAUAGAAAGUAUGCAAAAGAGGAGGAUAUAAAAACUGUGAUGGAUAUGCUACCUACAGAUUCAGAUAAUUGCAGCAAUUUUGAAACACAAGAAAAACAUAAUGCGAUGCUCACAAGGAGAGUAACUAAAGCGUCGAGAAAAUUUUCCGAUAACUUGCCAGAUUCAAAACAAUCAGAAAGUAUAGAAAAUAUUGUUGAAAAUACUACCACAAAUAAGGAUGACGAAUUAAUGAAAAAAAUGACGACAAUCACGGAAGAACAUUUGUCCAGUUUAGUGCCAAUUAUAGCAGAUCUUAUGUCUUUUGUUUCUAAUAAGCAAAAUGAAUCAGAGCCAGUUUCGAAAACUACCACAAAAACACUAAUGGAAUUUCUGCAGAAAUAUCAAUCGCCUAAGAGCACGAAUAUCAGCUGUGAUAUAUGUCAUUCUGCUGUAGGAAGCAAUUGUGAAUGUGAACACUUGAAAAUAAGCAGAACUUUGGCUGAAACACAAAAGAAUGGCAAAAACAUGCGACUAAUUUGUAUGUCAUCAAUAGAGAAUGCAUCAAAAGUACCACGUUAUUGUGAUGCAUCGUGCCAAGCAAACUGUGAAAGCUUAACAGAACUGUCAGAUUUCGAAAUAAAGAUGAGGGAAGGAAAACGCAGGACAAAUUCGUUGAAUAACAUCGAGCUCGUUGUUUCUGAAGAGACUGAACUAAAUUUUCUAAAAUAUAGACGUGAAUAUCAACGUUUAAUGGAAUCGGUUCCAAUGUAUUCUAGCAACACACAAAACAAACCAUGGGACAUUGUCGCGUGGAUAUCCGAUAAGCUUGUAGAUGAAUUAAUAAUUGAGAUAUCAAAAGAAUUGCAAAUAGACGAUGUCAUACAGAAGUUAUUCGAGUUAGAAUUUCAAGAAUUUUAAUGCUAAUAAUGUGCAUCUCGUCUGUAUCAAAAUCUGAAAAAAAAAACACACAAAAAGGCACAAAAAGGAAUCGUAUAAGGAAUUUUGCAUGAAUUUGAGAUAUUUUUUAUACGUAUAAACUGAUCAAAAAU